UCAUCCUCGUCAGAACUCGUGGGAGGGCUCACGAUAAAUUCCUACUACGGAGUGCUUCUGCUCUGUCAUUUCUGUCCACGAGAAUUCAAGUCUGCUGGUCCGACGUGCACCUAUUUCUAAACAUCAGAAAGAUGGAUGUUGAAAAUCUUACUCAACAUGUUCAACAAGAUACAGAGGUCACACCAGGCCCGUUAUUAGAGACUACAACCUGGCGAAUUAAUGGGACUGGGAUAAGUCGAAAUAAAUUCCACCAACCUGUCUGGCAGGUAGCUCUGUGGUCCAUUGCCUACUCCUUCAUCAUUCUGGUCUCUGUGACUGGGAACGUCACUGUCAUUUGGAUCAUUUUGGCGCACAGGCGCAUGAGGACAGUGACCAACUACUUCAUUGUCAACCUGGCCUUCUCUGACGUUUUUAUGGCAACUUUCAAUACCCUUUUUAACUUUAUAUAUGGUCUCUACAAUGACUGGUACUUUGGCCUGGUCUAUUGCAGGUUUCAAAACUUCUUUCCAAUUACUGCCAUGUUUUCAUCCAUUUACACCAUGGCUGUCAUUGCAGUGGAUAGGUACAUGGCCAUCAUCCACCCGCUGAAGCCCCGUCUCUCCUCCACCUCCACCAAAGGCAUUAUUGUUCUCAUCUGGAUAGUUGCUCUACUGCUGGCUUUUCCUCAGUGCUACUACAGCGUGACCCACUUUAACAACCCCAAUACAGUGUGCAGGGUGGACUGGCCUGACAACUUGGGGGGAACUCACCAAUUGAGUUACCAUUACUCACUGAUAGUGUUGAUCUACCUACUUCCUCUGCUGGUGAUGGUGGUGACUUACAGUCUGGUGGGCCGUUCGUUGUGGGGGGCACACAUCCCUGGAGAAGCCUCUGACCAUUAUCCCAAUCUGAUGACAUCCAAGCGAAAGGUUGUGAAGAUGAUGAUUGUUAUAGUGAUAACAUUUGCUUUGUGCUGGCUGCCCUAUCACAUUUAUUUCAUACUUGGCACAUUCAACAUAGACAUCUAUAGGAAGUGGUACAUCCAACAGGUGUAUCUUGCCAUUUUUUGGUUGGCCAUGAGUUCAACCAUGUACAAUCCUAUUAUAUAUUGUAGUCUAAAUCAGAGGUUUCGUGUUGGUUUUCGUCAUGCUUUUGCUUGGUGUCCCUUUGUCAGAUUGUCAGAGGAAGAUAAAAUGAAGAUUCAGCACAUGCGCUCUCUCAAAUUAACAAUGACACGCAGCCUCCAUCAGGAGUCGUCCAUUUAAAACUUUUUUCAUCAAGGGCCACAUAUCUAAACACAGACGAUGCAGAGGGCUGAUCGAGGGCCGUAGACUGAUGCUCACUACAGGGAAUAAUUGAAAUCUGUGCAUAUUUAACACGUUAGAAUGUGCCAUCAGUCUUUAUCCAUGCUAAGAUCCUUAAAACCACACACUAAAUAUUAAAUAUCGGCUUUAUCCAGGUAGAUUCUCAAAAAACUUGCAGUAAAAAAUUAUUUUUUAAUUGACGCAAGGUAAUUUGGGCCAAUUCACCUGGAAGUCUGAGUGCCAAGAAAAAUUUAUCUGAGGGCCGCAUUUGGCCCCCGGGCCAUAGUUUGGACAUGCCUGAUUUAAACCUUUAUCAAUGCAGAUACUGCAGACUAGAGUCGGUAUUACAAAUGAAGAAAAACAAUUGCACCAAGAUACAGAGCACCAAGAAAAGUUAAAAUGUGUAGCCUCAGUGGUUGGAACUUUUUUUGUGAGUGUGUGUGUUCCACCUAGACCUGUGAAUACUGUUGUUGUGUUCUUGGGCAAGAGAAUUAACCAAUUUUGUGAAUGAGAUGUGUGUGGGUGCUUGGUUAUGGUUGGAUACAAACUUUUUGUGAAGGCAAAAACUUAAAUGGUCUACAAACAGAAAUGUGGACUAAUGCUAUAAGAGUGGAAUAAUUCAUACUAUUAAGAUUUGUUUUUACUGCAGAAGCAAAUUAACUGACAUUAAAUUUUUUAAUGGCAUUUUAAAAGAUCUUAAGUUUGUUUUUAUCCAUGGAAGUAGU
Messenger RNA from Boleophthalmus pectinirostris (great blue-spotted mudskipper), 2008 nucleotides. Its product is annotated as neuromedin-K receptor-like. Gene Ontology annotation, molecular function: substance K receptor activity. Gene Ontology annotation, biological process: G protein-coupled receptor signaling pathway; positive regulation of flagellated sperm motility. The record is from RefSeq and is a predicted model, not a curated record. The coding region runs from base 132 to 1244 and encodes 370 amino acids. NCBI's taxonomy places the organism in Eukaryota, Metazoa, Chordata, Actinopteri, Gobiiformes, Gobiidae. Gene Ontology annotation, cellular component: plasma membrane; sperm midpiece. The transcript has 8 exons.